CAAAAGCCAUCCCUGAAUGGGCAAGGCGUGGAUUCGCGGCUGAGCCAGCCCCUUGCUAGCAGGGCGGGUGUGAAGGCCAGUCUGUCAGCGGCAGAUCCUGCUGAGAAAGUGAUAGUCUGGGAGUCGCUGCAGGUAAAAGCUCGCUCGUUCCGGCACCGGGGAAGCCACAGUUGCGCGCAAGGGAAAGGUGGCAAAAAGAUGAAGAGCUGGCACCCGUCUAAUGGAUUAAAUCUCUCCCCUGGAAAUAACUGCUGAGCCAAAGAACUUACCUCGGAAAAUAUCCGUUUGGUUUUUCCCUUGGUCUUUAUACAAACUCUGGAGGUUUAACAAUUGGAAGACGUGGGUGGCUGAGACAAGACGAAGUUGGGUCCCCCCCCCCACGCAAUAAUUUUGGUUUUUACCUGCGAGGGAAAUCUUUAUUGCGGGAGGAGUUAAAAUAUACAGGGGAGCAGGUGCUGGGUCCGCCGCUGUGGCAGCCUGUGCCGGACGGGAGAGGAUUGGAAGGGAGGUGCCUUGUUUAAAGCAUGUGCCUACUGCCUGGGAACUCCGGCUCCUCUUGCCAGGUGUAAGUGCAUAUAUAACACUGGAUGUAUAAAUAAAUCUCAUCAGGCCGGGAGAACACCCCACUUUGAAAUAUGGUGCCUUGCUCAUGCUUGUCCCUGUUGAUAUUGUCGGCAAUAGUGCUUUGCUGCUCAAUCACGUUGACACAAGCAGACAAUGAGCCAGUCUUUGUCAGGAAGCCCGAUGACCAGAUUGGAAUAUCAGGUGGUGUUGCGUCUUUUGUGUGCCAAGCGACAGCAGACCCCAAGCCACGGAUUACCUGGAUGAAGAAGGGGAAGAAAGUCAGUUCCCAGCGCUUUGAGGUAAUAGAGUUUGACGAUGGAUCGGGAUCUGUCCUUCGAAUUCAACCUCUCCGUGUACACAGAGACGAAGCAAUAUACGAGUGCACUGCAACCAACAGCGUUGGUGAGAUCAACAGCAGUGCUAAGCUAACAGUACUAGAAGAGGAGCAGCUUCCCCAUGGAUUUCCUGUCAUUGACAUGGGGCCUCAACUAAAAGUCGUGGAAAAAACUCGCACAGCAACCAUGCUUUGUGCAGCCAGUGGCAAUCCUGAUCCAGAAAUAACCUGGUUCAAGGAUUUUCUUCCUGUAGACACGGCAUCAAGUAAUGGUCGAAUUAAGCAGCUCCGUUCAGGUGGUACACCAAUCAGAGGUGCCUUGCAGAUAGAAAACAGCGAGGAAUCUGAUCAGGGCAAAUAUGAAUGUGUUGCAACCAACAGUGCAGGGACACGUUACUCAGCUCCUGCUAACCUCUAUGUUCGUGUCCGUCGAGUGGCACCAAGAUUUUCUAUCCCUCCCAGUAACCAUGAAGUGAUGCCUGGGGGCAGUGUUAAUUUAACAUGUGUAGCAGUGGGGGCCCCUAUGCCCUAUGUCAAAUGGAUGGCUGGCCUUGAGGAACUCACCAAAGAAGAUGAAAUGCCUGUGGGCCGCAAUGUUUUAGAACUGACCAAUAUCAAAGAGUCUGCCAAUUACACCUGUGUUGCGAUCUCCUCAUUAGGCAUGAUUGAAGCAGUUGCACAGAUCACUGUGAAAGCAUUGCCAAAACCGCCUUUGGAUGGUACAGUAACAGAGACUACAGCCACUAGUGUCACCCUAACUUGGGAUUCUGGCAACCCAGACCCAGUCUCUUAUUAUGUGAUUCAGUAUAAACCCAAAGCUUCAGAAAGCUCAUUUCAAGAAGUUGAUGGAGUGGCAACAACUCGGUACAGUAUUGGGGGACUGAGCCCCUUCUCAGAGUAUGAAUUUCGCAUCAUUGCCGUAAACAAUAUUGGCCGAGGACCUCCAAGUGAAGUGAUAGAGGCUCAGACAGGGGAACAGGCACCCUCAAGCCCACCUUUGAAGGUCCAAGCUCGUAUGUUAAGUGCCAGUACUAUGCUAGUUCAGUGGGACCUACCAGAAGAACCAAAUGGCCAGAUAAGAGGUUUCCGGGUUUAUUACACUACUGAUCCACACUUGCCUUUUAGUAUGUGGCAAAAACACAAUGUUGUUGACAACCACUUGACAACAAUAGGAGGUCUGACCACAGGAACCACUUACAGCAUUCGUGUUCUUGCCUUCACAUCUGUCGGGGAUGGACCGCCUUCUGACAUAAUUCAGGUCAAAACACAGCAGGGAGUUCCUGCGCAGCCUGUUGAUUUCCAGGCAGAAGCUGAGACUGACACACGCAUAUUGCUCACGUGGCUUCUCCCACCACAAGAACGCAUUACCAAAUAUGAGCUGCUUUACUGGGAAGGAACAGAUGGAGAACAGCAAAAGCUUAUGUUUCACCCUACCUCCUCUUAUGCUGUGGAGGGUCUGAAACCGGACACACUUUAUCAUUUCCGAUUAGCUGCGUGGUCUGACACUGGAGUUGGUGUUUACACCCCAGCAAUUCAAGCUAGAACUGCACAAUCUACACCCUCAGCCCCGCCACAGGAUGUGGAGUGCUCGAGUCUUAGCUCCACUGCCAUCCGGGUAAGUUGGGUGGCCCCUCCAGCUUCCAGCCGCAACGGGGCCCUGACCCGCUACUCACUUGCCUACCAAGCCCUGGCUGGGGAGGACACAUCCCGGCAUGUUGUGGACAGCAUCUCACCAGAUAUCUCCAGCUGGGAGAUCAAGGAUCUGGAGAAAUGGACUGAGUACAAAGUAUGGGUGCGAGCUCAUACAGAUGUAGGGGCUGGGCCUGAAAGCUCCCCCAUCAUUGUGCGGACAGAUGAGGAUGUGCCGAGUGCACCACCAAGAAAGGUUGAAGUAGACUCUGUAAACUCCACAUCUGUUCGUGUGACAUGGAAGUCUCCUCUACCAACCAAGCAAAAUGGGCAAAUUAGGGGGUAUCAAGUCACUUAUGUUCGUCUAGAAGGUGGAGAGCCUCGGGGGAAUCCCAUCAUAAAAGAUGUUAUGCUGUCAGAGGCUCAAUGGAGACCUGAGGAUGUGGGAGAUUACGAUGCUGUUAUCACUGGCCUCUCUCCUGAGACCACUUAUUCCAUCACUGUGGCCGCCUACACUACUAAGGGAGAUGGUGCUAGAAGCAAACCCAAGGUCGUUAGCACCACAGGAGCUGUGCCUGGUAAACCCACUAUGAUGAUCAGCACCACAGCACUGAACACUGCUCUGAUCCAGUGGCAUCCUCCAAGAGAGAUUGUGGGAGAGUUGUUAGGAUAUCGUUUGCAGUACAAGCGAGUGGAUGAAGACAGGUUUAUUACAAUUGAUUUUAGCAAGAAUGAACAUCACCACACAGUGACUGGGCUACAUAAAGGUGCAAGCUAUAUAUUCAAGCUUUCUGCAAAAAACCGAGCUGGAGCAGGGGAGGAAUAUGAAAAGGAAAUUUCCACAGCUGAAGAUUUUCCUAGUGGGUUUCCCCAAAAUCUGCAAGUAGUUGGACUUACAACCUCUACUACAGAAGUGUCCUGGGAACCACCAGUGUUGUCUGAGCGCAAUGGAAAGAUCACCAACUACACAGUGGUGUAUCGGGACAUAAAUAGCCAGCAGGAUCUCACCAAUGUCACUCGCGACACACACAUAACAUUGGUCAAUCUCAAGCCAGACACCACAUAUGACAUCAAGGUCAGGGCAAGAACAAACAAAGGCGCUGGCCCUCUAAGUCCUAGCAUUCAAUCACGUACAAUGCCUGUUGACCAAGUGUUUGCUAAGAAUUUCAGAGUAAACGCCGUGACAAAAACCUCAGUCUUGCUAAGCUGGGAGCUGCCUGAUUCUUACAAAUCAGCUGUGCCUUUCAAGAUCUUUUACAAUAAUCAACAUGUAGAAGUUGAUGGACACUCUAUGCGCAAACUGAUCAGUAAUCUCAAGCCAGAUACAGAAUACUCCUUUGUGCUGAUGAACAGGGGGAGCAGUGCAGGUGGACUGCAGCACCGCGUGUCCAUUCGCACAGCACCAGAUGUUUUAAAAAGCAAGCCUUUUGCUGCCAACAAAUACAUGGAGGAGGGCAGGUUCACCUUGCUGUUGCCUCAGGUUCAGACUACUUCCCCAGUAAGGUGGUAUUAUAUUGUGGUUGUCCCACUGGACAGUUCCAGCGGGGGUCUGAAUUCUCGCUGGCAGAGCCCUGAGGAAAUGGAGCUAGAGCAGAUACUUGAAGCAAUAAACCAGGGAUCCCGUCGUCAUAGAAGACAGGCAAGCAAGAAUAAGCCAUACAUUGCAGCCCGAGUAAACACACUUCCAGAAUCCUUUAUUUUGGGUGACAAUAAAGAAUAUAAUGGGUUCAUCAACAAGCCACUGAAUCAGAAUUUACGCUACACCUGCUUUGUGCUAGCUGCACUAGAAGAUGGGGACACUAAAAAGUAUGCAGCCAGCCCAUACUCAGAUGAUAUUGUGGUGGAGGUGAUCUCACAGGCAAAACAACAGGAAGAGCCAGAAAUGCUUUGGGUCAUGGGUCCUGUUCUGGCUGUAAUUCUUAUAAUAAUUAUAGUUAUUGCCAUUCUACUUUUCAAAAGUAAACAGGAAAGGAAAAGGACCAACUCUCCUUCAGGCAAAGAUGAACAGUCAGUAGGACUUAAAGACUGUCUCCUCGCUCACUCCUCAGAUCCAGUUGAAAUGAGGCGUCUAAACUACCAAACUCCAGGUUCCAGUGUCCCCAGUUACCCGAAUAUCUCAAGUAUGAGAGACCACCCUCCUAUUCCAAUCUCUGACCUGGCAGACAACAUUGAAAGACUGAAGGCUAAUGAUGGACUCAAGUUCUCUCAGGAAUAUGAGUCUAUUGAUCCAGGUCAGCAAUUCACGUGGGAAAAUUCAAAUCUAGAAGUAAACAAACCAAAGAAUCGCUAUGCAAAUGUCAUUGCAUAUGACCAUUCAAGGGUCAUUCUUACCUCAGUGGAUGGAGUUCCCGGAAGUGAUUACAUUAAUGCCAAUUACAUAGAUGGGUACAGGAAACAGAAUGCCUAUAUAGCUACGCAGGGCCCACUGCCAGAGACUAUCACUGAUUUCUGGAGAAUGGUGUGGGAGCAAAGAACCGCCACUAUUGUCAUGAUGACCCGGCUAGAGGAAAAAUCAAGGGUGAAAUGUGACCAGUACUGGCCCGGUCGUGGCUCAGAGACCUAUGGUAUGAUCCAAGUCACAUUAAUGGACACAGUAGAGCUUGCCACCUACACAGUUAGGACUUUCACACUUUAUAAGAAUGGCUCCAGUGAGAAGCGGGAUGUCAGACAGUUCCAAUUUAUGGCCUGGCCUGAUCACGGGGUCCCUGAAUAUCCUACUCCUAUUCUUGGAUUCCUUCGCAGAGUGAAAGGCUGUAAUCCACCUGAUGCUGGUCCUAUGGUUGUUCAUUGCAGUGCUGGCGUGGGCAGAACAGGAUGCUUUAUUGUUAUUGAUGCCAUGCUAGAACGGGUGAAACUGGAGAAAACUGUGGAUAUUUAUGGUCAUGUGACCUGCAUGCGCUCCCAACGAAAUUAUAUGGUGCAAACAGAGGACCAGUACAUCUUUAUCCAUGAGGCUUUGCUUGAAGCAGUAAUGUGCGGGAUCACUGAAGUGCCAGCACGCAGUCUGUAUGCACAUAUCCAGAAACUGUCUCAGGUCCCUCCGGGUGAGAGUGUUACCUCCAUGGAACUAGAGUUCAAGCUUUUGGCCAACUCUAAAGCCCACACCUCACGAUUUAUCAGUGCCAACCUCCCAUGCAACAAGUUCAAAAACAGACUGGUAAACAUCAUGCCAUAUGAACUGAGUCGUGUCUCCCUGCAGCCCAUUCGUGGUGUUGAGGGAUCAGAUUAUAUCAAUGCAAGUUUCAUUGAUGGCUACAGGCAGCAGAAAGGCUACAUUGCUACUCAGGGUCCAUUGGCCGAGACCACUGAGGAUUUCUGGAGAAUGCUGUGGGAACAUAACUCCACCAUUGUGGUGAUGCUGACAAAGUUGCGAGAAAUGGGGAGGGAGAAGUGCCAUCAGUACUGGCCUGCAGAGCGCUCAGCACGGUACCAGUAUUUUGUGGUGGACCCUAUGGCUGAGUAUAACAUGCCUCAGUAUAUCCUGCGUGAGUUCAAAGUGACAGAUGCACGGGAUGGCCAAUCUCGUACAAUUAGACAAUUCCAGUUCACUGAUUGGCCUGAACAAGGAGUGCCAAAAACAGGUGAAGGCUUUAUUGACUUCAUUGGGCAGGUGCACAAAACCAAGGAGCAGUUUGGGCAGGAUGGGCCAAUCACCGUUCACUGCAGCGCUGGCGUGGGCCGCACUGGAGUAUUCAUCACUCUCAGUAUUGUACUGGAGCGUAUGAGGUACGAGGGUGUGGUUGACAUGUUUCAAACAGUGAAGACUUUAAGAACACAGCGGCCAGCAAUGGUACAAACAGAGGACCAGUAUCAACUGUGCUAUAGAGCCGCACUGGAGUAUCUGGGCAGCUUUGACCACUAUGCAACAUAAGUACCACUCACCCUUUUGACAGAGCUGGGACUAGAGCAGCAGGAGAUCACUGCAUCCAAGCUCCACCCUUGUGCCAGGUCUUUCUCCUGUACUUGCUGUUCCCGUCUCACAGAUUAACACAAGAUAAUGCAAAGCUUUGCAAGACUUGCUUGGAAUUUCAGCACAACUCAUUCCCUUCUCCUCCUUCAUUCAGGUCUCUGGUCCUUUUUAUGGCACACAGGAAUAUAUUAAAGAAAUUUUUAUUUUAUAUUAUUUUUAAUCAGUUUUUUAAAGCUUUUUUGAGUUUAGUAUUUUUUGUUAAAUUUGUUAAACAAGUUCUAUGUACUUGGCUAGCAUUCCUCUUAGGGCAGCUCAGCUCUAUGUGUGUGUUUUUAUAUGUAUGGAAGUAUAUAUAUGCACACACUUUUUGUCUUUUAUUUUAAGAAAUAAUAUACCAAGCUAGAUAUAAGAAAUCUGGCCGUUAAAUCCUUUUUUUUUUUGUGUUAUUUUUGUGUUAUUUUUUUGGGCUGAGCUCCCUUUUCUGGUACAGCUCUUUAGAGCUAACAAAGCACACUGGGUUUUGUUGCCUUGGCAAGUCUGCAGAAACGCAGAGUGAAGACAGUGACAAGGAAGGAUCUACUUUAAAAUGGAUGACUCCAAAUGAAGUCGCUUGUGGUGGCUGGUCUUCUCAAGAUGAAUUCAUUUUAGCUGGUUACGUAUCAUCUCAUCUCGUCCCUUAUGAUCUUCAUGGGGGUCUUGGAUUCUGGUGUAGAAGUACUCUUGGACACAAGGUCAAGACCGAGGGACCAAUCUACCACACUAUUUUCUUUAUUUUAUUUUAUUUUUUUUUAUCGUAGCUUUUAUUUUCAGGGCCCAUGUCCACUGUGGCAUUGCUCGCCUGGUGCGAGGGAUUUAGAAAAGUAGGAAUUGGGGGCUCCAGGACUCUAAAAACAAAGUAUAUAUUUGACCAUAUCUGAGUUGUAGGAUGAAGAUGUUUGAAGGUUCUAUUUUUAUUUUCUAGUUCUUCUAGUGUAGGGAGGCACGUUGGAGAGAGUCUUCAUGGUGCCACAACUGAACUGAAUCUUUCUGUCCUGAAAAUAACAUUCAUUAUAAUGUUAAGCCUUUUGGACUUUCUACUAAACCAAUGUGGGGGAGAGAACUGUAUGUAACUUAAUGGUACUCUGUAUUAAUACAAAUUCUAAUUACUCAUGCCAUAGAGGAUGAGCCCCUACCCCAGGGCGCAAAGCUAAGACAUAAAGGUGGUGGAAAUGAACACGAUUGUAUCACACAAUGUAUACGGUGUUAUAGCUGGAUGAACGCAGGGUCGCUAAUGUUGGAUAAGAGGAUCAUUUUUACCUUGUGUAUACAUUAGUGCUGUUAGGGGUUUGCUCUGUUGUAUACAGUAUGUUUUCUAUUUGUUAAUAAAAUAAGAAAAUCAGUUAAAAAAAAGCCUACUAAUACAGCAUCUUUGCCGAAAAAAAAUCCUCAAUGUUAAUAAAUUUGAAUAAUUGGGUUUCCUAUAA
Xenopus tropicalis (tropical clawed frog) is the source of this 7900-nucleotide messenger RNA. RefSeq names its product protein tyrosine phosphatase receptor type F (gene ptprf). Bases 636 to 6398 code for a protein of 1920 amino acids. The transcript is spliced from 36 exons. Gene Ontology annotation, molecular function: protein tyrosine phosphatase activity; hydrolase activity; protein tyrosine/serine/threonine phosphatase activity. The record is from RefSeq and is a predicted model, not a curated record. NCBI's taxonomy places the organism in Eukaryota, Metazoa, Chordata, Amphibia, Anura, Pipidae. Gene Ontology annotation, cellular component: membrane.